Aegilops tauschii subsp. strangulata is the source of this 348-nucleotide messenger RNA. NCBI's taxonomy places the organism in Eukaryota, Viridiplantae, Streptophyta, Magnoliopsida, Poales, Poaceae. The record is from RefSeq and is a predicted model, not a curated record.
AUGGGUUCCGACUUCAAGGCCAUCCCGCUCGUCGACAUCAGCGCGCUCGUGGAGAAGGUCGACGAUCCGGGCAUGGCCGGCGACGGGGACCUGCUGGACGUCGUCCGCGAGCUCGACCGCGCCUGCAAGGACGCCGGCUUCUUCUACGUGAAAGGCCACGGGAUAGCGGAGCCGUUGAUGGCAGAAGUGAGGGACGUCACGCGCAGCUUCUUCCAGCUCCCGCUCGAGGAGAAACGCAAGAUCAGGCUCACACCUCGGACUGGAUACAGAGGGUACCAGAGAGUGGGCGAGAACAUCACCAACGGCAAGCUUGAUAAGCAUGAAGCGAUCGAUAGUUACAAUCUUUAG